Molecule: messenger RNA, 2066 nt
Organism: Canis lupus familiaris (dog)
Lineage: Eukaryota; Metazoa; Chordata; Mammalia; Carnivora; Canidae
Gene: STOML1
Product: stomatin like 1
Exons: 8
Coding region: 411-1346 (311 amino acids)
Cellular component (GO): plasma membrane
Source: RefSeq, a predicted model, not a curated record
GUCGGGGUACCGGGCGCUACCCCUGGGGGACUUUGACCGUUUCCAGCAGUCGAGCUUCGGCUUCCUGGGCUCGCAGAAGGGCUGCCUGUCCCCGGAGCGGGGCGGCGCGGGGCCGGGGGCCGUGUUUACAGAUGCCUGGAUGCUCCUGGCUCCAUGCCAGGUGUGGGAAGCACUCCGCGUGAGCCAAGAGCAUUGAUCCAGGUACCCGGUGAGGAGAGCAUCACUUGGAUUGGCUUCUCAAGUCUAACGGCUGUUGCUUAGCAGAGACUCGGCCUUGUGGAGAUGCGCCCCAGAGCUGGCCCUCCUACCUCUGCCACGGCCUCAUCAGCUUCCUGGGGCUCUUGCUGCUGCUGCUCACCUUCCCCAUUUCCGGCUGGUUCGCCUUGAAGAUUGUACCUACCUAUGAGCGGAUGAUCGUGUUUCGACUGGGCCGGAUCCGUACCCCUCAAGGGCCUGGCAUGGUUCUGCUCUUGCCCUUCAUUGACUCCUUUCAGCGGGUGGAUUUAAGGACACGCGCUUUCAAUGUCCCUCCCUGCAAGCUGACUUCUAAGGAUGGGGCCGUGUUGUCCGUGGGGGCCGAUGUCCAGUUCCGCAUCUGGGACCCAGUACUGUCCGUGAUGACCGUAAAGGACCUGAACACGGCCACGCGUAUGACGGCCCAAAAUGCCAUGACCAAGGCCCUGCUCAAGAGGCCUCUGCGGGAGAUCCAGACGGAGCAGCUCAAGAUCAGCGACCAGCUCCUGCUGGAAAUCAAUGACGUGACCAGAGCCUGGGGGCUGGAGGUGGACCGAGUGGAACUAGCAGUGGAGGCUGUGCUCCAGCCACCCCAGGACAGCCCAACGGGGCCCAGCUUGGACAGCACCCUCCAGCAACUGGCUCUCCACUUCUUGGGAGGAGGCCUGCCCUCAGUGGCUGGAGGCGCCUCACCCCUCGGGCCAGCAGACACCUUGGAGAUGGUGAGCGAAGCUGAGCCGCCUGCCCCUCACGUUGGUGCUGGGCCCAGUCCGAAGCAGCCUGUGGCUGAGGGGCUGCUGACUGCCCUGCAGCCCUUCCUAUCAGAGGCCCUGGUCAGCCAGGUCGGGGCCUGCUACCAGUUCAAUGUCAUCCUGCCCAGCGGCUCCCAGAGCGUCUACUUCCUCGACCUCACUACAGGGCACGGGAGCAUAGGGCACGGGGUGCCCGACGGCAUCCCUGAUGUGGUGGUGGAGAUGGCUGAGGCAGACCUGCGGGCCCUUCUGUGCAGGGAGCUGCGGCCCCUGGGGGCCUACAUGAGUGGGCGCCUAAAGGUGAAGGGUGACCUGGCCGUGGCCAUGAAGCUGGAGGCUGUCCUCAGGGCCCUGAAGUAGCAGCUUUGGCUGACUGCCCAUAGGCCAGCCCCGAUUCUGGCGUGAAGCCGGGGGUGGGGGGACGUCUUGGAGGAGGAGGCGCUGGUGCCACACCUCGGGUUGUUGAGCCUUGAGAAGUUUCAGGCUCGGCCAGGAGCCAACGAAUGGAGGCUGGCAGACACAAGAGGCUGGGAGAGACUGAGUCAGGCCGCCUUGCCGUCUCACCUGGAGUGCUUCUCUGGACAAGCCUUUGCCCAUCCCGGCCCCUGGCUGAACACCCAGCCCUGAGCGGGCCCACAGAGUGCUGAUCAGAGAGCAGGGCCCGCUCCCCUCUGCCAGCUACCUGACUGGAGAGACGGGGCCCACAGGGCCAGCCCGACUGCACCUGAUUUGGUCCCAGUGUGAGGGAGCCAAGCGUAUGGCUCGGGUCCCGGCUGUAGAGUGGGGAUCAGAGAGGUGAUGGGGGCGAAGGAAGGCAGCCCACCGCCGAGAGUCACCGCAGGGCAGGGAUGUGCCCUCGUGGCAGUGGUUCAGGCCCAGGCCAGUGGGCGGUGCGGAUGGAAAAGCGCGGGGCCUUCUCGGCGUCCAGCCCUGCUCCUGAAGAUGGCUUGCCUCACCUCCCGGCUCCGUCUUGCAUGCCUGGCGGGCCGGGGCCCAGGGCAGCAUGUAGGAGGGCCCUGCUGUUCUGUGCUUUUUACCAGAGGUUUACGAACCACCAAUAAAUGUGCUGUUUACAGUGUA